Molecule: messenger RNA, 645 nt
Organism: Trypanosoma conorhini
Lineage: Eukaryota; Euglenozoa; Kinetoplastea; Trypanosomatida; Trypanosomatidae
Exons: 1
Coding region: 1-645 (214 amino acids)
Biological process (GO): maturation of SSU-rRNA from tricistronic rRNA transcript (SSU-rRNA, 5.8S rRNA, LSU-rRNA)
Cellular component (GO): nucleolus; 90S preribosome
Source: RefSeq, a predicted model, not a curated record
AUGGAGGAUGACAGAUCCGACGGGCCCCCGCCGGAGCGUAGCGCACGGGUGCGGCCGAAGCACCACAGCACCCUCCCGGCAGUGACGCGCCAGAAAGCGGUUGACCCGCGUUUCAGCGAUUUGUACGGCACCGUUGACCAAAAACAGUUUGAGAAUCACUACAAAUUCCUGCGCGAGCAGCAGGAGGAGGAGGAGACGCGUCGUAGGCAUCGAAUGCGCUGUCUGAAGUGCAUUAUCCGGCGCGGCGAGCUUGAGGCGAGCGGUGCGAAGCUGGAGGAGUACGAUCUCUCAGAGAAUGAGCGGGAUGUGUUUGGGGAGGACAACCUCGACGAGUUGUCGGCGAUGAAGCUUCGGCCGCUGCCAGACCUGCAGGUGGAGCUUCAGCAGCUGCAGCGUGAGUCGCAACGGCACGUGUCGCGCAUGAAGGGGCGCCAGGUGCAAUCACGCCGCGACAACCUGCGAAAGGAAAUCAUCAAACGGGAGGCGGGGGCGGUGAAGGAGGGAAAAAAGCAGCGGCCAUUUAUCCCGAAGCGGGCGCAGCUUAAGCGUGAGAUUCUUGCUGACACAUUUGAGCGGCUUGAGCGGAAGGGCGGAAAAGGGGCAGUGGACAAGUACGUGGAGCGCAAGAGUCGGCGGCGGUCUUGA